Letharia columbiana is the source of this 414-nucleotide messenger RNA. RefSeq lists its product as uncharacterized. The record is from RefSeq and is a predicted model, not a curated record. Bases 1 to 414 code for a protein of 137 amino acids. Lineage: Eukaryota; Fungi; Ascomycota; Lecanoromycetes; Lecanorales; Parmeliaceae. The transcript has 2 exons.
AUGGAGAACACUACGGAGAAACCAAGCGGCAACAAGGCCACCAUCGUCAAGAACACGGCUCAGCUCUCCAAGAUCCCACGUCAAAUCAUCACUCAGCAAGCGUCGUCAGCCAAGAAGGAGCAAGAGGAGGAACUACAACAGGCUAAUGCGGAGAAUACUGCGGAGAACACUGCGGAGAAACCAAGCGGCAAUAAGGCCACCAUCGUCAAGAACACGGCUCAGCUCUCCAAGAUCCCACGUCAAAUCAUCACUCAGCAAGCGGAGAACACCACUGCAACUUGGCCUAUCAUCCCCACUGCAUUAAUAUGGUACAUCACUACAAUAACGUCACAAGAGGAGGAUCUACUGCGACGAUCACAGUCAAUUAGGCCUCUGCAGGAGGGACAUCGGACGAUACAUAUUUGGACGAAUUGA